Molecule: messenger RNA, 4057 nt
Organism: Varroa destructor (honeybee mite)
Lineage: Eukaryota; Metazoa; Arthropoda; Arachnida; Mesostigmata; Varroidae
Source: RefSeq, a predicted model, not a curated record
UGGUACUAUUGAUGUUGCCGGUACGCCCCAAGAAACACUGCCGGCUAGUUGGUUUGAAAGCCACCAAUUGGUAAGCAACAGGAUGUCAAGAAAUCAUAGGUCUUGGAAAGUCACCGAUUAACGUAUGUGCACGGUGGCGGACAUUAGUUAAAGUUCAAAGUGACGCUUCAGUGGAAUACAAGCUAUUAAACAUGACAACCUGCGCACGAGCUGUGUGAGCACGAGCGUUCUCAAGAAGCUCGAGUGUUUGUAAGACGUCGAUUCAGUAUUGAAAAUGGAACAUCCUCUUGAAACUAAGAUUGAAGUCAGCGAAACAGAGGAGAUCUCACAAAACGUAUCUCAGGCUUCAAUUCCAUCGCCACCAGGUUCACCUGAUAUCACGAAAACAUCCGAACCUCGUACCCCGCAAAGGCGAAGACCCUCAUCGAAGAAACGACGUCUCCGAAAAGGGGAUCCAGACAGACUUACGCUCACGCUGACGAUUCCCGCAGCCAGCAACGAAAUUUCGCCAACUUCUCCGGUCUACCCGGUCACCCCAAAUAUAGAUGAAGUAUCUACGCAAAAUAUAAAUAAGGGUAUUCCAUCAUUGCUGCCAGAGUUCCAAACAACGCUUGCAUUAGUGCAGAUUUCAGGUGGCGGUGGACUAAACAUCCCCGGCGAUGAUCGAUCCGAAUGUACAUUUUUGUCGAUUCAAGCGUUCGUAUCGAGAACAUGGCUGUUAUUAAUUCGUCUCUUGUACGUCGUCUACAUUGUUAUGUUUAUUAUUUCCAUUUACUAUUUAUAUAUAACGCCGCUAGCGAAUGUGACCAUCUUCUGGCCAAGCACCGUACUCAACCUCGUAGCUGCCCUAAGCAAUCAUAUCGCGCUCAAUCGCUAUACGGGCAAACUCUACGUUCUGUUAACGACGUUGAGUGCCCGCCAGCCAAAAAAUAUAAAAACAUGUAUUGUUGUGGUUCUCGCAUGCAUCACGGCGGUAACGGCGAUGCUGACACUGAGGUUCUACGAGGUAAACAACUCGCAUCGUAACGUGCAGUUAACUGGUUCGAAAAACUGGACUGUCUAUACCUUCAUUGUCCUGUAUUUCUGCCGGAAUUUCGAAUCGCUCAUCAUCGUUGGUUCGACAGUAUUCGUAAUGAUUCUGUACGCGCUAAUUGCAGCCGCGAUCAAAUUUGAGUUGCGUGCCAUCAUCGAAGAGCCAGUACCCCACGAGUCUUCACUAGUUCGCCAUUCGACAAUUUCGAAGUUAGUCGCUUACUCCGAUGCCCUGUUCAGUCCCUUGUGUUGUUUCUGGGUGGCAGCUGUUAUUGGGAAUGUAUCUGAGGGACUUGCAAUGGCCCGAUACCACCAAACAACGUAUGCACUACCGCAUAUAACAACAUGGGCCCAUGCUGUUAUGCUAGCUGCAGGCUUCUUCGCCGUAUGUGAGUGCUCGUUUGGCAUAGCUGUUGAGGCUGAACGGGUUCGACUCUGGGUACAUCGGCAUUAUCAAGGCCAAGUGGAUGCCAAUGUCCUUCGUUACCUCAACCAGCAACGGAGCUUCCCAAAAACGCUCAAGUUAUGGGAGUCUCUUGACUUAUCGCGCCAAGCAGUAGUUAUCACAUUCGCAUUUCCUAUCACACUGUACACGAUCAUCCUGCUGAUCCUCGACCCUAUCAUGCACCAGACGGCAAGAGAGACGUCGUCGAUACUGCCUGCCGUUGACUAAAACCGAAUUUCUUGCCUAAUCUGAUUCGAUUUGUUCAGCUAACAACUAUAGAGAGAGCAUGCGCGUUUAACAUUAGCCAUGCGUUAUUUCGCAUCUGGAAUCAAUCAUUGAACAGAACAAUAUUUUACUAGAAGCCCUUACUUGGGCUAAGCCCAAAUCAGUACACAGCUGGAGGAACCAGGGCAUAUUUUUACGACCAAUCUGACCUUAUUAUUGGGACUAAGUGUAUGGCAUUUACAGCUGAGCCGUUCUACAUAUAUAGCAUUGAGUAGCGACGAUUUCAUUAACCGAUAUGUAACGAAAGCGCAGAUCUAUAUCAACAAUGAGCAUUUGGCGUAACUGACUACAUUCUAAGAUGCCAACUGUUUUUCGAAGGAUAUUGCCCUGGCCAGCGUAGGGGCAUUGUCUUCACAGUGGAAAAAAAACUGCAUCCUCUAAAGAUGUAAGAUACAACUGUACAUAUGACAAUAUAGGAAACGUUCUUCAUUAUAUAAUAAAUAAUUAAACUACUAACAUUUACAGUAACGUCAACUCGCAACUCCUACUCCUUACCGCAAGAGGUGAGAAAUAAAACAUUAUUGAUUAUUACAAGAAAACAUUUAUGCUGGAAUUACAUAUAUAUUCUAAACUUUACAGCAGGGUAAAUUCUAAGUUCUGACCGUUUAAAUUACACAUUUCUCAAUUCAAAAUGGAGAAGAAGAGUUGUGUGGAUUACGUGUAUUGUUUUUCUUCAUCGUUAACCAAUGGCACAAGUUUCUGUACUCACGAAACCGAGUCUAAAGAUGAACAGUUGUACGGAGAAGUCCGUUGUCAGUAUAAUAAUUCUGGGUCUUACGUGAGGUAUCACAGAAAAAUACUCAAAAGGCAGCCGUCCCAAAAGCAGAACUGUUGACCUGAACGCAUCUUUUAUUUGCGCCGAUCUGGUUUCCUGUCUACGCUGGACGCAUGAUCGAAUGGGUACGUCCUGUAUAACAUCGUGAGAAAAAUUUAGCUGUUAGGUCUAAAAUGGGCUUAGUGACAGAAUAGACGCUUAAUAGUGGGCCAAUCGCAGUUAAGUAAUGUAUAGGAUUCAUGUUAGUCUUUCGAUCUGGAGUUGUAGGGUGACAAAUAGAUAGCGGUCUUCAGAUAUUUGCUAUAAUAACAACAACUCUCUAUCAAAAGCUAAGUAUCGGUAUAAUUGAACUUUGCCAGUGCGAGGUCGAGUGUGUGCGGAACGAUAUAUCGAUACGUCGCAAAUUUUUUUUGCCCCAAUAGACGACUGUACUAUUUUAAUCAUUUCCUUAAUACCCUGCAGCUGGUCGUAUUUCUUAGAAUAGUAAAUUUGUUAGCAUUCUUAGUACAGAUCUCAGUGCCUUUAAUAUAGCAUAUGUAUUUUGUACUAAAUGUCACAUGCCCAGACCUUCAUGGCAAGCCGACGGUUUUAGAACACUUGGUUUAAUAUAUUGUUUUUAGGCGUGCCAUUUAUUCAGUGCUCAUAUGCCGUUGCCUUCAAAGUUUUGCUGCAGACUAUUAGCUAGCGUCUUUGAAUCGAUUGGUGAUCAAUGCCAAGCAAAUUCAAGCUUGUCUCAAGUUAUCCCUCUUGUUUGAGGCUGCAUACAACCUGGUAGUCCCUUUGGAUGGUCGCUGUGCCCGAACUUUAAACUUGAAUUUUUUAAACGGGCAGCAAUUUCUAUGGUCGAAUAAACUAUUACAGUAAGAGAUUUUGCUCAUUCGAGAGAACAUAUAUAACAUAUAGUAAAUCAUAAUUUAGCGCGUCCUGGGCUGCGACUGUCGGUGACUACCCUCGCUAGUUGCGGUUAGUCACCUCAUGUUAUUAUAAGCUGAAAAAUAGAAUAUCAUUAAUUAAAUUCUAUGAAACGACGGACAUCGAAACGAGUAUUUACUCCAUCACUUUAUCUAUAGACUAAUCGUGUAUUACUUUUUUUCUUCUCUAUGCUACACUGAUAAUGAAGUAAUGAAGGACAACUUCUUGUUGAACUCAAGUUUUCACGUUGCUUAAGUCGGUCGAUGAAUUCAGGAUGCCUUCGUAGAAUAUUUGGCAGUCUCUGCACAGGUAGACCGUGCUUUAUAAUUUAUAUGAUGACCAGUCUGUUAUGUUAACGCCUAGGUAUUAGUGAAUGAUCCGCUUACCUUUUGACUUCCAUUUGUUCAGUCAUGUUAGGUUUCAACAGCCAAUAGACAUGCUACCGGAAAUAUCACACAAGAGAACUUGAUUAGGUUUAGAAUAGCUGAACAAAAAACAAUUUUGCUUUUUGAAAAUAUGAUAGUUUUACAAUAUAGUAGAUUCCCUUUACUAGGGGUCUGCAAAUGGUACUGUUAUAUCGAUGUGCUAAUAAAGCUUUCGUAUAUCGA